Molecule: messenger RNA, 3066 nt
Organism: Penicillium odoratum
Lineage: Eukaryota; Fungi; Ascomycota; Eurotiomycetes; Eurotiales; Aspergillaceae
Product: serine/threonine-protein kinase
Exons: 3
Coding region: 1-3066 (1021 amino acids)
Biological process (GO): peptidyl-serine phosphorylation; autophagosome organization; autophagy
Cellular component (GO): autophagosome; cytoplasm
Molecular function (GO): ATP binding; protein serine/threonine kinase activity; protein binding
Source: RefSeq, a predicted model, not a curated record
AUGGAAGCAACACAAGAAUCCACCCAGCCAUGUGCCGACCCGCGCCGCAUGGGCCUGAAUAAUUCGGGGUUGCAGGACCAGGAUCUUGCCGACAUUGUUUGUAUCCUUCAUCCUAACUCCCAUGCCGCUCAUGACGCCGUGGCUGCUACGGCUGCACGAGGUACCCAGCAUAUCCUGCAACAGGCAGCCUUGGACUUCGAAACCUCGGAGACUGCAGCAUUGGACCUCGCACUACGAUUGUCUUCCGAUGUCCACAACCCCGGGGUUGGGUUUUGUUUUGGUCGCAAUCAAGCCAUUUGUGAUAUUCUUUUGACACCCAACGAUAAUGUUAAGAGGAUAUCCAACUCACAUUUCCGCAUUCAUCUAACUGGCGACGGCAUAAUCAUGCUGCAAGAUACGUCGACCAACGGCACUAUUGUAGACAAUUGCCGGUUGCGAAAAAACUCCAAAGACCACAGUCGCAUGCUUGUUAAUGGUUCAGUCAUCCAGGUGGUGGCUGGGAAUCAGGGAACAGAUGAGGUUCGUUUCGUCGUGCGGAUUCCUUCACGUGAGAAUUUUGCUGUGAAGUACACGCAGAAUAUUGUUCGGUACUUUGAGCGAGUCCAGCAGGUUGUAGCAGGGCAACACAAAGCCCGGCAGGCGCCAUCUCAACCGGUUCUGCCGUGGUCAGUUGCCAAUGCUUAUGGCAUGCAUUGGUCGGGCGGCCCGAUGUACAAUGUGACCGGGCAGAUCGGUAAGGGUGCCUUUGCCACAGUGUAUAAACUGGCCACGAAGCAGCACGGUGCGAUAUACGCUGCCAAAGAGUUGGAUAAACGCCGGUUCAUGAAGAAUGGGAUUCUGGAUCAAAAGGUCGAUAAUGAGAUGAAGAUAAUGAGAGACCUGAAACAUCCAAACAUUGUCCAAUACAUCGAGCAUCAUGAGUAUGACCGGUGGAUCUACAUCGUCAUGGAGUAUGUGCCCGGUGGUGAGCUGUCCACAUAUUUGCACAGCCCUGGCAAGAUUCCAGAGGACAUGGUUCGAACUAUCACUCGUCAGCUUUUGCGGGCCCUGCAUUACCUCCACAAACGUCGUAUUACCCAUCGCGAUAUCAAGCCAGACAACAUCUUGAUUGCAUCUCUGGAUCCGAUUCGGGUCAAGCUAUCCGACUUUGGACUGUCGAAGGUGACACAAGAGGAAACGUUUCUCAAAACAUUUUGUGGAACACUGCUAUACUGUGCCCCUGAGGUGUACCCGGACUAUGAUACGUACGGACGUGGUGAAGCCCGGAAACGCCGCCGAGUGGGAGACCCACCGGCAAAAACCUCUCCGUAUAGCCAGGCUGUGGAUAUGUGGUCCCUGGGUGCAGUUCUUUACCAUGUUUUGUCCGGUGUCCCGCCAUAUUCGGGCCGCGCUGAAGAUCGGGGGAUUGCCAUGCUGCGCAGUAUUAUGACAACAGAAUGCGAUUUCAAUAUUUUGCGGCAGGCGGGGGUCUCUGAAGAUGGUGUUGAUUUUGUUGCCAAAUUGUUGAAUCGAGACCCGUUUUCUCGCCCUACAGAAAGAGAAUGUUUCAAGCAUCCGUGGAUUGUGGAUGUGCCUGAUGUUGACGAGUACGAAGAUGAUGACAUUUUGCCCGACCCACACGACGGUCUUUCAGUCAUCGGUGAGGCGGAGGAAGAACUUGACGCGUCUCAGUUGUCUAUUCAUGACGGAAUGUACACGCACGAGGGUGGAGAUGAGGAAGCAAGCAGCAGUGAAGCACUGGCUAAGAGGCCAAGGAUUGAAGAGAUCCCUGCAGAUAUUCGAUAUCCUGCCCUCCCUCAAAUUGAAAGCUUCCAAGACAGUCAGGUGAUUGCCGAGCACCAGGCAAGACGAUUAUUUGGCGAGGUCACCUCGUCAGCUCUGCGCAGCUCACAUGCACUUGGCCACACAGGCGCGUGGGAAGACGAACCUGACGCCGACAACUUUUUGUCUUCCGGUGAGUCGGUGAGCGAUGAAUGCAGCGUCUCUUCGGUCGUCUCCCUCCCGGCACAUCCAUUUGGCGGCACUGCACCCAGUUUGAUGGGAGCGGAAAACCUCGUCGGACGACUGAACAUGAACUCCUCGCAUCCUAUCCUCCAUUCCCAAACCACCCCCGUUAACGAGACAUCGACGCCACAGAUCAACCCCGGACAGCCCAAGGAUCUGGCGAGUGUAGGUAGCCCCCCUGAAGUGGCCAACUCACCCCACCCGAGUGUUGAUACGACGCCCAAGGCACCCAAGCUGAACGUUGCUCGUCGUCUCGAAUUCGACCUCCCCGAGACAGCCAGUGAGGAAUCGAGUGACGCAAGUGCACAACAAAGCCGUCGAGGAUCUGCACAGCCUCUUGAACGAAGCUCUCAGGGAACUAUUGAUAUUGAGCUUAUGACUACGCUUGAUGCUCAGACUGGUCAGGCUAUUCUGGACCAGCAACUCAAGUCUGAGAUCGAAGCGUCUGAGCCUAUCGUGCACUGGCCUGACCCACCGUCCAUUCCACCAAGCAUGCCCACCAGGGCCAACACCGAAUUUACCAAGCCCCCGAAGAUUCUUGGUCGCCUGAAGAGUACACCAGGCUCUAUCUUUGAUUUGAACCUACGCUUGGAAAACCGAAUGACCUCGUGGGGUCGAGGACCAGCCGCGACCAUCCGUCACGAGGAUCGAAUGGAUACUCGAAUCUCGGCCUAUGCCUUGGAGAUUACUUUUUGGGCGCCCGGAAUUGAGGUCAAAAUCGCGGAAGGGAAAGACUGGCAGCAAGUUCCUGGGGUCAGGGCGCUUCUCUCUACUAAAACACGCAAAUGUAUAUGGGUGAAUGGAACGGAACUUCGACGAGGGACUUCGACAGAAGGGGGAUCAGAGGGUUUACACUUUGGCGAGAUUUACUCAGGCGAUAUCAUCACAGUCUACCGACACAACGGCCAGUACCUGGAUCUUCGGUGUGAGUUCUACCAUGGUGAGAGUGCUCAGCCACGACCCGCUCACGAAGCCGGGUUCGUCGUACGAAAAGCCUUGGCCAAUAAGCCUGAUGCUGCGGCUAAUCGACAGCCGCUUCGAACGCAAAAGAAAUCCGCGUAA